GGUGCAGAAGCAGAGCAUGAAUAGGGGUGAGCAGGAAGUGCGAACCCAAACAGGGAAGCAGGACAGGAGCAGGCCCGGCGGUCGUGGAAGGCUGACCUAGCACCUGGUCAUGUGGAACCCUAGUGCUGGGCCAAAUCCAUAUCCGCCCCAUGCCGUGUGCCCAGGAGGUGCCAAUCCUGUCUGUCCACCACCUGUCAAUCCUGCCUUCCCUCCUGGCCCCUGCCCUCCAGGAAUUCCCCAGGGAAACCCAGCUUUCCCUCCAUGCCGGCCACCUUACCCGGUACCACAGCCAGGGUGUCCAGGGUAUCAACCUUCAGGUCCCUACCCUCCCCCGUGCCCACCUCCUGCUCCUGGCAUGUGCCCUGUGAAUCCUCUGGCUCCUGGCAUGGUAGGCUCAGGAAUAGUGAUAGACAAGAAGACUCGGAAGAAAAUGAAGAAAGCUCACAAGAAGAUGCACAAACACCACAAGCACGGGAAGCAUUCCUCCUCUUCCUCCUCCUCCUCUUCCAGCAGCGACUCUGACUGAAGGCAGGGUCUGGACCCUCCUCCCCGAGCAGCUCCACCCUCCAUCAAGCUUCACUGUGGAGCAGAGGGGAAUUAGCCCUCUGCUCCCUGCCCGGCUCCUACCUGUGCCUCCCCUGCUGGUCAGUGCUGGCUGUCUAGGGAGAACGGGAAGCAGGUUGCCAGCAAAAGCUGCCUUCUCCCUGCCUGGGAACACUGUGGCUGCUGAGGUCAGCGGGCAGUGGUGGUGGUGAGACCUUCACGGUGAACACAAUUUUAAGAUCUGCACGAUGUGAUUUUACUCGUUUUCUUUUGUAAUACUUGCGAUGGGGGUUUGUGAGAAUCUGAGGGACACCUGUCCUUUUGCACUGGUACAUUACGGUGAUCUGGUGGCACCUGUACUCCCAGCAGGCCUUCGAUUGAUUGCGCUAGCCGAGGAGCUGCUGGGAGGCAGGGCCCCUCUGCUUGAUGAGCUUCCGGAACCAAAUCUAUUCCUUCGUUCAACAUGUCUCAGAUGUCUAAAUAAAAGCUUCUCUCCUGGC
This is a messenger RNA of Psammomys obesus (fat sand rat), 1043 nucleotides long. It is a transcript of the gene Prr13, whose product is annotated as proline rich 13. Gene Ontology annotation, cellular component: nucleoplasm. The transcript is spliced from 4 exons. NCBI's taxonomy places the organism in Eukaryota, Metazoa, Chordata, Mammalia, Rodentia, Muridae. The record is from RefSeq and is a predicted model, not a curated record. The coding region runs from base 110 to 526 and encodes 138 amino acids.